This is a messenger RNA of Daphnia pulicaria, 1302 nucleotides long. RefSeq names its product adenylate cyclase type 8-like. Gene Ontology annotation, molecular function: adenylate cyclase activity. Gene Ontology annotation, biological process: cAMP biosynthetic process; adenylate cyclase-activating G protein-coupled receptor signaling pathway; intracellular signal transduction. Lineage: Eukaryota; Metazoa; Arthropoda; Branchiopoda; Diplostraca; Daphniidae. The record is from RefSeq and is a predicted model, not a curated record. The transcript is spliced from 7 exons. Bases 1 to 675 code for a protein of 224 amino acids.
AUGGCGUUGGGCUGGUGUUCCAGUAUUCCCAAUUUCACCGAAUUCUAUUCCGAGGAUGUCAAUAAAGGAAUGGAAUGUAUCCGUUUACUCAACGAAAUCAUCGUGGAUUUUAAUGAGCUCCUUGACGAAAGUCGUUUUGCUUCAAUUGAAAAAAUCAAAACUAUUGGCUCGACCUACAUGGCCGUCUCUGGGCUGGAUCCGGUCCAAAAAACAGCCACGAAUGGAAACGAAGACGAAUAUUUGCACCUAACAGCCCUGACAGAUUUUGCGUUGGCGAUGAAAGAUCGUCUGGACGAAGUGAAUCGCCAUUCGUUUAACAACUUUCAACUAAGAGUCGGUAUAGGUGUGGGGCAAGUUGUGGGCGGAGUCAUUGGAGCUCGCAAGCCAGUGUUCGACGUCUGGGGCAAUACGGUUAACGAAGCGGCCUCGCGCAUGGACUUGACUGGUCAAAUGGGUCGAAUUCAAGUCACGCGCGACGUUUAUCAGAUUCUGUCAGAAAGGGGUUAUCGAUUGCAGCCUCGCGGUCUUGUCCAAGUCAAGGGCAAAGGAGAAAUGCAGACUUAUCUCGUGGUGGGAAAAGAAAUGGGCUCCCCGAAAGGAGUCCAUCGACAGCCAUCAAGCCGCAGUUCAUUGGCCGUUGUCGUCUACGGAAUGGUUCGUGCCAGAAGGCGCUAAACAACUGCAAGAAGUCCUUACAUCAGCAGCAGCGGCCGGUAUAACAGUUGCAUAGGACUUCAACUCGGCGUGCGGCUGUCACUUCAACGUCGAGAACUUUUGCUGCUCAAGGAAUCCUUGAUCGUUUGAGGGCUUUCUCCAGUGUCCGCCGGCAACCAACCAUACGUAAUCCAACUAAUUCACCUGUGGAAAUCAAUCAAAAUUGCAGCGGAAAUUUAGGCCAUUCGACAGCCAAACAGGGAAUCUUCUCCGUCGAAACUCCGUCAAGCCGCAAUAAUGGGCAAGAUCCUAAUAAUCUUCCAGUUCCAAAUAGGCCCAUCAUCAUUUCGUCACGCCAUCCGCUACAGAUCUUCAGGUCAUAAGUCAUAUUAUGUCAUGCUAAAGUUUAAUACCGUACAAGAACAUGAUGUAGACGAUAACGACGAGGAAAGUUAUUUGCCACACGGUGAAGAUUCCUCUCUUCAUCCUUAAUUAUCCAAUAUUUGUGAGUACGCCUGUACCCAUCUAUCUGUCCUACAUCGCAUAUGAAUCAAACCUGUUUCAAAUGCACAGAGAUUCAAAAAUUCAUCCAUGUUAUAUCGUGUGAAAAUUUUGUAAAUUGUGAAUGUUAACAAUGAAAAAACUGAU